This is a messenger RNA of Cinara cedri, 5722 nucleotides long. Lineage: Eukaryota; Metazoa; Arthropoda; Insecta; Hemiptera; Aphididae. The record is from the annotation of a GenBank genome assembly.
AUGGACAAUCUAAACAAUAAGGAUUCAACUGAAGCGCCCGCAAUAUGUACAGGUAGAGAUCAAAUCAAAAGUCAACAUUGUUUGACAGUAUUAUAUUAUUCAACUUAGUAUUUAAUAUUUUACAUUUUAUAUUCAGAGUAAAAAAAAGGAAUCUAGUUUUUUUUUUUAUAUGUACUUUUAUUACAUCUAUUAUUGGUAAAAUUAAAUGAAUAACCAAAGAUAACUAAAAAGGUAUCUAAAUAAAGAUAAAAGAUAAAACACUAUUAUUUGGAUAAAAAAAAAGAUAAAAUUGUUCUAAUUUUAUAAAUAAUCUACAAUUUUUUUGUUAAUUUAUACUAGAUUCUAUAAUCUAUAAUUUCUAUUAGAAUUUAGAAAUAACACAAAUAAGCAACCCAGAUAAUAUUAUUAUUACCUAUUACAUUAUGUUUUUAUUUUUUUUUCUCUAUUUAUACAAGGUUGGUUUACUAAUGAAACAUGGGUUUUAAUUUUCAAGUUCAAUUCUUUGAAUUUCUCGGAUAGGUAUAUAUAUAUUUAUUUAUCUAGAUGAAUUACGUUACAUAACUCAAUUAUUCAUCUAAGAUUAAUCAUCAGAUAACUAAUAUUGUUUAUUAUCUAUAUAAGAUAAAAGAUAAUUAAUUAUUUAUCUAGAUAAUGCUCAACACUGAUUAUCAAUCAUAAAAUAUUCUUAAUUACUAUAAAAAUAACUAUACAAAUUCAGAAAAUUCUUAUAAGAUCCUGCAAUAAUUUGAAAGAAUGUGUAUUUGACGUAGGUCAGUUAUUCAGUAGAUAUUUUGGCUAUAAUACUUGGUUGGAUCAUGAACCAGAAAUUAAGAGUUAAAUUAAUUAAAUUAAUCAAUUUACAAUUUUAUUUUAAAAGUAUAACAAAAUCCAUACUAAUUAAAUUCAAAGUUUACAUAAACACAACACUAUAACAGAUUCUAUUAAUUCUAUUAAUAAAUUCUAUUGAACUACAUAUUUUGUGUUAUGCAAUUUAUUAUGCUUGGUUACAGAAUAUAAAGGAUUAGUUAAUAGCAGUAAUAACUGUUUUCGCAACAGUAUUAUUCAAUCUUUAUUCAUGACUCCAGAAUUCAAGAAUUUAUUGUACAAAUGUGAUGUUAAUUAUUACUCUGCUAACAUGACAAUUGUUCAAAUGAAAAAACUAUUUUUAAAAUUACAAGUUAGUACCUAUAUUAUCAAUAUUGAACUAUAGUACUAAAAUUAAUUAUAGUAAAUACAUAAUAUUAAUGGUUAGAAGGUAAAAAUGCGUAAGCACUAAAUCCAAAUUGUUCAAGAGAGCCAAAUAACUAAUAUUUUACAGCGUUAUUGUUAUCGUUUGUUUGUUAUUAGCGUUAUUGUUUUCCAGCAUUAGAACAUUGUAUAACCAAUUGUUUACAGAUUUAAUAUGAAACAUGGGUUGUUAUUUCUUUUUUUGAUUGAUACAUUUUUCAUAAUUAUAAUAUAAUUAUAAUUAUAGCCUAUAUAAAAAAAAAAUGUUUCUUAUGCCCUGUUUUCUGUACCUGGCUCUUACACCCCAUUAAUAUAUGACCUAACAAUUUUUUUAUUUUUCAGAUUAUUUAUUAAUCUAUGAUGAUUAUUAGUACAAUUAUUUCAAUAAUUAUAUAAUACAAACUUAAGAUUAUAUUAAUUAGUUAAUUAAACUAAUAUAAGUCAAUUAUACCAAAUUUAUCAAACUCCAAUCAUCAUUUAAUUUUGAAAGAUUUCUUGUACCUAUCUAUGAUAAUCAUAUUAAUAAAUACAAUUUACUAGUUUAAUGAAUUAAAUUAUCCAUUAUACAUUAUAAAUACUCUUAAUGACAUACCUUUAUUCUUUAGGUAUUAAUUAUUUGUAAAACCAUUGAACUAUUAACACAACUUGUUCUCUUUAAUAGAAUGACUUGUUUAUACACAAUAACUUAUUUUUUAAAGAUUUUAUGUAAAAUUAAAAUCAUAUACAUUUAAUGUAUAUUACUUGUUAAUUUUUAAGUUACUAUAAAAAUAUUCAAAAAACAACCAAUAACUAAAAUGAUAAAUUGAUAUAACUGUCAACAAUUUCUGUUAUGUUUUAUAACGUUUUACUGAAUGCUAUUUACGUCUUUUAAUUGGCCACGUACACAUAAUUUUUUCAAUUCCGCCAAUUUUAUGACAUUAACAACAUAUUAUAAUUGAUUAUAAACACAUGAUAUCGAUAUUUAAGCAGGUUCAGUUGGCCAUUUAAUUUUAAUAUAUGGCUGUUGGACCUUAUUUCAGCACUGAAUUCUAGUCAAAGGUCAUACGGGGAAUCAAGAGAUCAAGUUAAGUUGGAUCAAUUGAAUUAUAAUUAUGCCAUUUACAUGCAAAAAAAUCUGAUUUUAAAAAAAGUGUCACUUACGCCCUUUACCUUCUUACUAUCAAUAUUAUUAUAAUUUAUUUUUUUUUCAAUUAAUUUUUUAUGACUAAUAGGACCCAUCAAAUGAAACUGUUGAAUGGAAAUCAAACGGCAGGAUGAAGCAAGGAGAUGCACAGGAGUUUUUUGUAAACAUUUUAAAAAGCUUCCAAGAAGAAUUAAAAACUAUAUGCCAUUUUAAUUUUAUAAACAUAUUUCAAGGUAAUUUCGAUAGUUAUGUAAUUAUAUAUAUGCUUGUUUAAUAGUUUUGAAUUAAUAUAUAGAUUUAUUAACAGGUCAAAUAAUUAACUGCAUAAAAUGUAAUGUAUGUAAAACUGAAAAAUUACAAGAAGAAACGUUUUUAGACAUUUCUUUGCCUAUACAUCAUUCUAGAAGUACCAAAGUUUAUACCAGUCUAGUAACUUCCUACACAUUUUUUUUUUUUAAUAAGUACUUAAUAUAUUAACUAACUAGUAUUAACUAUAUUUAGAUUGAUGCACUAAAAGGUUUUACUGAGAUUGAAAUAUUAGAUGGUGACAAUCAGUAUUUUUGCAAUUGUUGUAAAAAAAAUUGUAAUGCUGAGAAAGUACUAAAAUUCAGCGAGCUUCCAUAUAUAUUGACAAUUUGUUUAAAGCGUUUCAAAUUUAAUUACCAAACUACAAAUUACAUCAAAUUGUCUGACGAGUAAUAUAUGAUUUUUGAUCAUCAUAAAAUAUAUCAUAAUUUAAUUAUUAAUUUUUUUUUACUAGAAUUCAAUUUCCUUUAGAGAUAAAUAUAAAUAGUUUUAAAUUCAAAGAAAGUAGUGUAAAAAGAAAGGUUAGUUGAAUUAAGUAAAUUAAAUAGAUAUUUUCGUUGACCCAAAAAUUUUUUUUUGCACUCUGAAUACCAAUUUUUUCAAAAAAAACCAAAAUAUUAAAAUAAACCAAAAACAAAUUGUUAUUGAUAUUAAAACAAAUUUUUGUAAAACUGUUAUGUAACAUUUAAAAAUGUAUAAACCAAAUUAUUUUGUUUAAUUUUCACCUUAUCAAUAACCUCUGUAGGAGAUAUAAUAUUUUAAUACUUAGGUAUAUAGUUGGCUAAUAGAGUUUUAAUGCAUCAAUUCUAUUUGAUGGUCUUUCAUUUAGAUGAGACAUUUUUAGUUUCCAUAUUUUCAGUUCACUGAGAGAGGUAAACGCAUUAUUAGUAGGUAGAUAAGCAUAUAAAAACAAGAGAUUCCUAGUCUGCUUCAUUCAAAUUUUCAUUGUCGAAUAAAUAAUGAAAACCAAAAUAAAAUAGAUUUUAUUUUACAAAAUUAUAAAAUAUAAUUGUAUAUAAAUAUAUUUAGAAAUUUAAUAUAAUAUAAAAAUACUGAUAUAAAACAUACAGGAAUUAUCAAGUAUUAAUAAUAAGAUAUAAGUGAUAUACGCUUGUGGAAUAUCACAAUUUCAGAAAAACUGUAUCGGAAAAAUCAGAUAAUGAGAGUGGUAAAUCCCCCUAAUCAUGCCCGUUUAAUCACCCUUGACUUUAAUAUAGUAUAUAUCAUUAUGGAAUUCUAUAGUAAAGUAAAACAUAUAUGUGUAUCUUUUCAUAAAAAACAUUUACUAAUUGGAAAGUAAUAAAACUAACAAAACAAAACAAUUUCAUUAGUAUUAUUAUUUAGGUUUUUACUAAUUUUGAUAAUUUUGGAUAAUUUAUUAUUAAAUGUAGGGUCAUGAUAUAGGUGAUGUUCAUAACAUUUCUACAGUUGAUAAAUACUUUGAACUAUUACAUACUGAAUGUUAAUUCACACCUGUUGACACACAUAAUUUUAGAAUAUUAUCCAUUAGAGACCCCUAAUCUUCAUAAUAUUAUCUUCAAUUGUGUUGAUAAAUCAAAAUAAUUUUACUAGUAGCCUUAAACUUUAUUCUAACAGCUGAUUUCCACAGUAGGUUUACCAGUUAUGCAUACAUAAUGUAUACAUGGACCAAUUUCUAACUUGAAUAUUUUAAACACGAUUUUUUUUUUUUUUUUUUAAAUUGUUAUAUUGUCAUAAAUAAAAAAAAAAAAAUUAUGUUUAUGAUGAAAAUUUGUUGUAAAAUGCUAAUAUUAUGAUAAAUGCUUUUUCACAAAAUACAAUGCCAAAUCUAUAGAAGUUUACUGGCUCACUGUUCUACAUCACAGUGCACUACUGACUUUAUAAGGCCAAUAUAAUACUUAUUUAUGAACAAUUUUUAUUUUAUUUUCAAGGAUUUAAAAAAAAAAAUUUCAGCAGAACAAAAUGAUUAUAUUCCUCUAUGUCAACAUAAUUUAAAAACAAUGGUAAUAAGCAUAUCAAAAUGAUACUGUUUGCAUCACUUGACAAUAAAUUUAAGUUUACAUUAUUAAUUUUAAGUAGAAGUCUAUUUAAAAAAAAAAAAAGACUAAUAGAAAUUGGCUAAUAGUGAAAUAUUAUUAUUGAACCAACAUGUUGAGGCUGUAACCUGUUGGGAAAACCACACAAAAUUUAUUUUCAAAGUAGACAAUUUUCAAGAAAAUGUAAAAAAAGUGUAUUUAAUGAAAUGAAAAAAUGUUGGACCUUUUGUGUCGAUUAUCUUCUAAAACAGUGGGUCGAAUACUCAGUUCACUCCUACAAAUCUACGAGUAGUAUUGAAUAUUCUAAAAGAAUAAUACAAUUUCUAUCUUUGAUGCAAUGAUGUAACGUUUUGCUCUGGGUAUUCUAAGUGGUAGCUUAGUAACAGAUACAUUCAAUUAUCUAUGAUUUAAUUUGAAUAUCAAACAUAGAUUGAUUUUUCAAAACCCAAAAAUCAUACUUAACUUAAUACUGGAGAUUUUUUUGUGUCAAUGAAAACAUAUGCAAUGUAUAGGUAUUAAUAGUUGAUUUAUUAAGUUUAAUAAAAUUAUUUUAGGUAAAAGAAGGAGAUUCUGAAAAUUUAUCCCAUGCAUCUAAUAAAUAUCACCUCUAUGUUAUAAUAAUACAUACAGGGGAUUACAAUGGUGGUCAUUAUUAUGCAUUUAUAAAAGAUUUCAAAACUAAUCAAUGGUUAAAGUUCAAUGAUGAUUCGGUGACGGUGGUAAAUAUUAAAAAUUUAUAUUAUAUGUAUAUUCUAUUCUGUUAACUUUAAUUGAUUUUAUAUUUAAAAUUUUCUUGUCCUUUAUUUAAACAUUUAAUUAGACAUCAAUGGAACAUAUUAUUAAAAUUAGUGAUGGUGUAAAGACUACAGUUAAAGAAAUCGCCAAGGAAAUUCCAUACAUUCUUAUGUACAGAAAAACUGAUGAUAAUAAAAAUGAAAAUUCUUUGGAAUUUAAAGAAUUUCCACCUCAUUUAAAGGAAUUCUACAAUUUAUUGAUGAAGGAAGAAGAGAAAACUGCUGGAAGAAGAAAUAAAAGAAAAAGAAAGUCUUAA